AUCUCCUUGCUGUCGCUUUUAAGAAAUAUAACUCGUCUCUGCCGAAUGACUUCUUUUUUAUAUCUCGCUUGAUGACUUUAAUUUUGAAACGAAACGCUCUUCCGGCCGGAAGUUCAGAUGCGCUCGCGUCGAACGAGCAGGCGGUAUGAAGACCCCAGUGAGCGUCCUGCGGCUGCCCAGGGGACCGGAGCCCAACAGCCGGGGGUUCGACCCCAGCUCUCCCCGCUUCAUCGCUCUGUGCUCCUCCUCCUCCUCCUCCUCCUGUGAUGAAGAGGAGCAGCGCCUGCGCUCGGAGCUCCGCCAGAGGUUUCUGUGGACUCUCUCGCUGAUGACGGACAGGUCGGUCCGGUUCGACAUGCACGAGCGCGUGCGCGUGCGCGCCAGGUUCGGCGCCUCGGACAUCGACGUGCUCCGCUUCCAGGUGUCUGACCUGGAGACUCCCCUCGGGGUCCAGAGGGAGGCGCUCCUGAGGAGCCAGGACGUGGUCGCGUGCUCGUUUGAACCGUGAGCGCCGUCCCGAUCCUCGCCGCGAGAGCGCGCCACGAGAGCUGCCGUCAGAGUGUCGAAGACCUUUCUCGUUGUUGUUUGUAAUAAACCUUUGCUGAGAACUGUGUUUGGAUUUUUUUUUUUUUCCCCACUGUAAGAACCUUUUGUGCAAUGGAAAGUUAAAGGUUGUUCAUCGAUGCCCCUUCAUUUCUAAGUAUCUGUAGCCUGCCUACUGAUAAUUAAACUAAUCGUAAUCAAACGGCAUAUGAGUUACAUAAAAAAUUGCACAAUAAAUGCCUUGCAA
Puntigrus tetrazona (Sumatra barb) is the source of this 790-nucleotide messenger RNA. RefSeq names its product gem (nuclear organelle) associated protein 7 (gene gemin7). The record is from RefSeq and is a predicted model, not a curated record. The transcript has 2 exons. Lineage: Eukaryota; Metazoa; Chordata; Actinopteri; Cypriniformes; Cyprinidae. The coding region runs from base 146 to 508 and encodes 120 amino acids. Gene Ontology annotation, biological process: spliceosomal snRNP assembly. Gene Ontology annotation, cellular component: SMN-Sm protein complex.